Molecule: messenger RNA, 999 nt
Organism: Mesoplodon densirostris (Blainville's beaked whale)
Lineage: Eukaryota; Metazoa; Chordata; Mammalia; Artiodactyla; Ziphiidae
Gene: PLSCR4
Product: phospholipid scramblase 4
Exons: 7
Coding region: 34-999 (321 amino acids)
Biological process (GO): plasma membrane phospholipid scrambling
Cellular component (GO): plasma membrane
Molecular function (GO): phospholipid scramblase activity
Source: RefSeq, a predicted model, not a curated record
GUCCCCACAGGCCCUGAACAACCUGCAGAUGAAAUGGAGAAUCAAAUAAAAUCACCUGACCCAAGGCCUGUUGCCCCUCCUGAGUACAAUUCCCAUUUUGUACCAGGGCCCCCUGGACCAGCUGUCCCUCCUCCUGCAGUCCCCCCAGGAGGCUUGCCUGUGGGAUACUACAGUCCACAUCAGCCCAGUACCUUGCCCUUGUACAUGCAAACUGGUGGUAGCCAUCCUAUCCAGUACCAGCCUGGAAAAUACCCUGCACCACAACAUUCUGCUCCAAUAGUAUGGAUGCCAAUGCCAACUGUUAUGCCAAACUGUCCUCCAGGUCUGGAAUAUUUAGCCCAGUUGGACAACAUACAUGUUCUUCAGCAUUUUGAACCCCUGGAAAUGAUAACAGAUUUUGAAACUAAUAAUACAUAUGAUAUUAAAAACAACCUGGGCCAGAUGGUUUACUUUGUGACCGAAGACACAGAUGACUACACCAGGAAUGCUUAUCGGACACUGAGGCCCUUUGUGCUCCGGGUCACUGACUGUAUGGGCCGAGAGAUCAUGACAAUGCAGAGACCUUUCAGAUGCACCUGCUGCUGCUUCUGUUGCCCCUCCACCAGGCAAGAGCUGGAGGUGCAGUGUCCUCCUGGUGUCACCAUUGGCUUUGUUGCUGAUCACUGGAACCUGUGCAGGGCAGUGUACAGCAUCCAAAAUGAGAAGAAAGAAGAUAUGAUGGGAGUGCUUGGGCCAUGCUCAACCUAUGGCUGUGGUUCAGAUUCUGUUUUUGAGGUCAUAUCCCUUGAUGGUGUAUCCAGUAUCGGCAGUAUUACUCGGAAGUGGAAUGGUGUGUUAUCUGCAAUGAGCGAUGCUGACCACUUUGAAAUUCACUUCCCAUUAGACCUGGAUGUGACAAUGAAAGCCAUGAUUUUUGGAGCUUGCUUCCUCAUUGACUUCAUGUAUUUUGAAAGCUCUCCACCACAACGUUCAUCGGAUACCGCAAAUCAGCAAUUCUGA